This is a messenger RNA of Trichomonas vaginalis G3, 897 nucleotides long. RefSeq names its product DNA repair protein RAD9 family. The transcript has a single exon. The coding region runs from base 1 to 897 and encodes 298 amino acids. Gene Ontology annotation, biological process: DNA replication checkpoint signaling; mitotic intra-S DNA damage checkpoint signaling; cellular response to ionizing radiation. Gene Ontology annotation, cellular component: checkpoint clamp complex. The record is from RefSeq and is a predicted model, not a curated record. NCBI's taxonomy places the organism in Eukaryota, Parabasalia, Trichomonadida, Trichomonadidae.
AUGGAAGUAUCAACUAUUGAUAUUAACAGGAUUGCGACGUUUAGGAAAGCAUUAUCAGCUAUGUCGAAGAUAAAUGAGUCUUUCGUAUUUGUUGGAUCGAAAGAAAAGAUCUCUCUUCGUACAGUAAACAGUACUGAAAGUAUUUUAUGUUCUAUCGACUUCAAUACUGCCUUCUUUGACUCGUAUUCUUUCUUAUUGGGCGAAAGCAUCAUUGUAGAAGUCCCAUUCACAUACAUAGUUCAGAUUCUAAGAAUGAAUUGGGAUACAAUGAAGAUCUCGUUGAAUUCAAGAGAAAAGAUCACAUUUACGUUCCAAGAUCAGUUCGGAUCAAUACAUAGAUUCGAUAUAUUUGCAUCCAAUGCAGUUAUCAUGGAUACAACUGUAGAUCCGGCUGCAUUCUCAGUAAUUGACUGUAAUGCGGACGUUCUCGAAGAUGUUUCGAACAUUUUAAGUCAAUCAAGCAUAUCAGUGAUUGAUUUGUCAUCUAGGUACUUCCAAAUAAUGUCAGAAGAUCUCAGUACAGUAAUAUUGAAGGUAAAACAAUCGGAAAAGGUCAGAGUAGAUGCGAGAUUCAAUAGCAAGAAGAAGAUGAUCUUUGGAGAUAUGAUAACAGCAUUGAAAAUUGCGAAAAAAUUCUCUGAUAAGGUAAUUUUGUCGAUUUACGAUGAAGGACCGAUCGUUGUUUCAGCAGAUAUUGCUGGUAUUAUAUCAAUGCAGACAAAGAUCGCAACAAUGGAUGUUCAGAGUAAUAACACAGAAAAAGAUGAAAAUGAAGAAUCAAUCUUGACAACUCCUGAGAUAUAUCGCAAUAAAGAAGCAUCCAGAGUUAGAGUUGAAGCUCCUCCUUCAUCUGCACGUGAACAGAGAGACAAACAAAAGAAGAGAAUUUACUCAUAA